Molecule: messenger RNA, 1173 nt
Organism: Ylistrum balloti
Lineage: Eukaryota; Metazoa; Mollusca; Bivalvia; Pectinida; Pectinidae
Exons: 9
Coding region: 1-1173 (390 amino acids)
Source: RefSeq, a predicted model, not a curated record
AUGCGGUGGAUAUUUGGAAGCAUCAACUUCCUCCUCGUUACCAUCGUCCUGGUGUCGGCGUUCAAUCCGUCAGUUAAUGUCGAGAUGUGUACUGAAACAGAGUUGACUUUGACACUAGAGGGCGCCGAAAAUGGUGGCAUCAUAUACAUACAGGGUCACAGUACUAGCUGCAAGCAGAACACUGUCAACGUUACAACAGAGUUUGUAUUCGUGUUCGGCGCAUGCGGAGUAGAUCCGUAUCAGUCAUUCUCGAUCAUCGUUCAAAAGAAGCCUCACUAUCAAACCGGAUAUGACCUUGUGUUUCCUGUUCGCUGUCUAUAUGAGCUGUCUAUUGAGCUGAGCGGAAAUGAACUUAACCUGGAAGGUGUUGAUGAGGUAGGAGUCAACAUAACGUUAAGGCCAACGGCUACAAUGACCAUCUACUCGAACGGACAGGAGGUGACCGCUGGUCAAGUCCGCCUCACAGAUACACUGACCAUGUCUAUUCAACUAGGGUCAGAGUUUAUAGCCGACUUCGACUUGAAGGCCAGAUACUGUACGGCGAACACGAUAGAACUCAUACAGGACUUCUGUUCAACUGAUGUCGGUCUGUUUCCAAAUUUCGUCCAGCCUGUCCAGGGCAUUAUAGCAACUUCUUUUGGAGCUUUUAGGACGACGGCUCUAAACGGUGGAAUCGUUGACAUGACAUUCUCUUGUACACUCCAGCUUUGUUUCGGCGCAUGCUCACAGACGAAUUGUGCAAAUGGCGAGGUUGGAUACGGGAGAAGAAAGCGCUUAGCUGAUAAAAACAAAAGAAUAAACAAGGAGAGUAGACGAAAUAAGCGCAUGGCUGAUGAAGAUGUUGCCUUUCAAAAUGUAAAUGUUGGAGCCUCAAUCAGUGUUGGAGAAACGUUUGAAAGUUUUGCAACAGGCAAUGAAGACGAUCAGAUCUGUAUACCUGUCAUCCUCUUGUUGAUGUUCGGAACUCUCGGGUCGUUUAUCGUUUUUGCAUGUGUAGUGGUCAUGACGUCAGUGAUCAAUAAAUACCGGAAGAGAAAACAGCCAAAACAAAGUAAAAAGGAAGAAUCUAUACCGGAAGUCACACCCAGCGCCACUUCCGUUUCUAUCCCAGUUCCUAACUCUCGCUUCGGAACAACUACUAGAAGAUUUAGCGGACAGUUUAUUCCUGUUUGA